Molecule: messenger RNA, 874 nt
Organism: Corvus hawaiiensis (hawaiian crow)
Lineage: Eukaryota; Metazoa; Chordata; Aves; Passeriformes; Corvidae
Product: scale keratin-like
Exons: 2
Coding region: 172-501 (109 amino acids)
Cellular component (GO): intermediate filament
Molecular function (GO): structural constituent of cytoskeleton
Source: RefSeq, a predicted model, not a curated record
CUCCAGCUGAUUGCCCAAGGAAAGGUAUAAAAACCCGCUCGGCUCUGGGCUGCUCCAUCCGAUCCUCCCAGCCCUCUCCGUGCUCCACAGGGCCCGAUCUCCAUCCAGCUGGUCUCUGACCUUCCUGCUGCCUCCGGCUCGAAUAUUCCAGAGCUAUCCCCAUUCCCGAAGAUGUUUUCCUACAGACAGAGCUCCAGCUCCCGCUGCCUGGCUCCCUGCGGGAUCUCCUGCCCCCAGCCCGUGGCCAGCACCUGGAACCAGCCCUGUGUCACCUCCUGCGGGGACUCCAGGGCUGUCAUCUACCCCCCGCCCGUGGUCAUGACCUUCCCAGGCCCCAUCCUCAGCUCCUGCCCCCAGGAGAGCGUCGUGGGAUCCUCAGCACCGUCCAGCUCCGGGGGCUUCCUGGGAUCCAGGGGCUCCUACGGAUCCUACAGCUAUGGGAGGUCCUACUCUUCCUAUGGAUCCUCUGGAUAUGGGUUUGGGAGCUGCAGACCCUGUUAAACACCCGAGGAAUGAGGAGGAAGGAGCCAAAGGCCACCACGGAGGAAGAGGAGCCUCCACAAAUCCCGGCAAUUUCCUGGAGCAUCCUCAGUCCCACAUUUUUAUGUAAAUUCCUUUCAUUUUUCUGACUCUUUUUUCCAGUGGCUCCUGCUGAUAACAACCUCAGAAUCAUCCUAUCCAUGAUUCCUGGCCGGCAGAAAGUGGGAUGAGGUUGUGUCACCUUCCCACACAGUGAAAACCCAGGAGUCACCCCUGUGGAAUGCAUGGCCCUGAAGCAAUUCUUUCCUUGCCCCAGCAAGAUUUCCCCCGGUGUUUUCCAUCCCCACUGUGAUAUUUUGCUUCCUCCUUUCUCAUUAAACCAUUGUGCAUCAAA